AUGAUCAACGUUCUAUCCAAUGUAAUCAAAGCAUCUAAGGCACCUGUGCAACAACAAUCGUUGAUAGCAUUUUCGAUUCGUUUGGCUAGCAAAGAAGCAUCUUUUCAAACGAAACCGUAUAAGUUACAUCGACUAGAAUCUGGUCCAUCAACGAAUGUUUCUGUUACAAGAGAUGAUGCUUUAGAUUACUAUCGUCAAAUGUCGGUAAUCAGACGGAUGGAAAUGGCGGCGGGAAAUCUUUAUAAGGAGAGAUUUGUCCGUGGUUUCUGCCAUUUGUAUGUAGGACAGGAAGCGAUCGCAGUUGGACUUUGUGCAUCGAAGGACAGUGAAGACGCUUUAAUCACUUCAUAUCGUUGCCACGCGUUUACCUAUUUAACUGGAUCGGGAGUCGCCGAAAUUUUAUCGGAAUUGACAGGUCGACGUUCUGGUAAUGUGCACGGAAAAGGUGGUUCCAUGCAUAUGUAUAACAAAAACUUCUUCGGCGGUAAUGGCAUUGUUGGCGCACAACAAUCACUUGGCGCUGGCCUAGCAUUUGCUCUUAAGUAUAAUAAGAAAAAGAAUGUUACAUAUACUGUGUAUGGUGAUGGCGCAGCAAACCAAGGGCAACUAUUUGAAGUCAUUAAUAUGUGUGCAUUAUGGAAUCUACCAUGCAUCUUUAUCUGUGAAAACAAUGGGUAUGGUAUGGGUACACCAGCUGAUCGUGCGUCUGCUGUAACAGACUACUACACACGUGGCGAUUAUAUACCAGGUGUCUGGGCUGAUGGUAUGGAUGUUCUUGCUGUUCGAGAAGCAGUGAGAUGGUCAAGGGAAUAUUGCAAUACUGGAAAGGGUCCUCUUAUGUUAGAAUUUGCUACUUAUCGAUAUUCUGGCCAUUCAAUGUCAGAUCCGGGAACGAGUUAUCGAACUCGGGACGAGGUGCAGCAAAUGCGCAAAUCUCGCGACCCGAUCACGGGUUUUAAAGAUAGGAUUGUUACUGCCGGAUUGGUUUCCGAGGAAGAAUUGAAAGAAAUGGAUAAACAAGUCAAGAAAGAGAUUGACGAAGCCGUAAACGUUUCCCGAACUGAUCCUCCACUUCCACUCGAAUCUCUUUACUGUGAUAUCUAUCACAAUACACCUCCUCAACAUGUUCGUGGUGUCACCCUGGAUCAAAGUGCCGUACAGAAGUAUUGCAGAACCGAUGAUUUGCUGAAAUCAUUAGGAGUGAACGUUUGA
Cercopithifilaria johnstoni is the source of this 1212-nucleotide messenger RNA. Lineage: Eukaryota; Metazoa; Nematoda; Chromadorea; Rhabditida; Onchocercidae. The record is from the annotation of a GenBank genome assembly.